ACCCCGCCAGCCCAGCCGGCUGCUGCUGCUGCUGCUGCUGCUGCUGCUGCUGCUACCACUUCUCCCGCCACCACUGCCGCCACUACCCCGGCAGGAACGUCGGCAGCGUCUAGCGCCAGUGCCUCCCCCAACCGCCGGCGCGGCGGCUCUUGGAACUGGGGGAACCUGGGGCGAUCGCUCAUUGGGGCCGUGCUGGGCCCCGGGGCGAUUGGGGGGGAGGAUGGAGGAGGGGGCGGCGACCGGGCAUUGGAGGCUGGGGCGCGGAGGGGGAGGUUCCGCGAGCUUACCCCGCACGAGAUGCACCAGACCCCGGAGGGGAAGUUCAGCGUUUCCGUUUGGAGGAAGAACAAGCAGGACGCCGAGCCCGUCGAGGUGUCGGUAGGAGUGUACGACACCGCGUACGAGGGACAGAGGGCCGCAGAAUCGUUUUCUCCACCGCUCUGGCAGGAGCCCGGGAAAGACUCGAGAUGCGCGGUGUGCGACUCUACCUUCGGGUACGUGCUCAAGAGGAGGCACCACUGCCGCAACUGCGGCCGCCUGGUAUGUUCCGCGUGCGCGGAGAGGUUCUGGCCGCGAAGCAUGCUUCCCCCGACGUACAACGUGGACACCAGCGAAAAGAAGGUGCGAGUGUGCAGCAGCUGCUACGGCGCCGGGGAGGACUUCAGGAAGGCGUGUUUGUCAGGGUCGGAGGAAGGGGCCAUGGCGGCGUUCAGCACCGGCUGCGUUAACCUUCGAGUGCCGUACACGAUCUACCACAACGAGCUGCCUGUUCAUUGCGCCGCCUCCGGUGGCAACCUGAACAUCCUCGCCUGGCUGGUUGAUGACCGAUGCUGCCCUCUCUUCCUCGACCGUGAGAAGAAGCGAUCACAUGCCACGUGGGUGGAGCGCACAGAACGAGUAUGCAUAGACGCACGAAAAAAGUGGAAACUUUUGAAAAGAUGGGGUCAUGAAUGCAUGAAUGGCCAUCUUUAUCAAGUAGGAUGGAAUUUUCUUUAA
Molecule: messenger RNA, 996 nt
Organism: Ectocarpus siliculosus
Lineage: Eukaryota; Phaeophyceae; Ectocarpales; Ectocarpaceae
Source: the annotation of a GenBank genome assembly